Molecule: messenger RNA, 1534 nt
Organism: Oncorhynchus keta (chum salmon)
Lineage: Eukaryota; Metazoa; Chordata; Actinopteri; Salmoniformes; Salmonidae
Exons: 6
Coding region: 571-1146 (191 amino acids)
Source: RefSeq, a predicted model, not a curated record
AGAGAGAGAGAGAGAGAGUGAGAGAGAGAGAGAACCAGAGAGAGAGAGAGAGAGAACCAGAGAGAGAGAGAACCAGAGAGAGAGAGAACCAGAGAGAGAGAGAGAAACCAGAGAGGGAGAGAGAGAGUGCACUGAGAGAAAUUCUGUUUGUUGAAAACACUCAAGCUGAGUGGAUGAGCUCCGGGUACAAGGUGAACUGAAUUCACGGGUGGAAAACUUCUUCAGAAACUGAAUAGUCUACAUACAACAAAGUUCAUUAAGUGUUGUAGUGUGUUUCUGAGCACUUCAAACCAUCUCUCUCAUCACCUGAAACUAACAGCACAUGUGGUUUGAACAAUUGGAGGACGUGGCGCCUCUUGUCUUUAAAUCAGCAGAUAUCUCAUCUGAUAGGGUGGCCAUUGUGGUCAACAGUUUAGAAGAGCUUCCUCCAUGUCAAUAGAGGAAAUUGUGAGAAGCUAACCAUUACAGGGCACAGACACAGUGAUGCUGAAGAAGGCACUUCAAGUGCAUAUUUUUUAGGGUACAACAGUACGAGCAUUAAAUCAACUCUGGUAUUGUGACUGAGACGUCAUGGCUUGUGCAGACAUCCCUAUGGCCAUCCUGGGUCCUGAAUCUGAGGAGCAGGAGUACGAGGAGGCCGGGGACCAGAGAGGAGAACCACUGAUCAACUAUUACCAAGCAACUGAACUAAUGUCUGCUCCCAAAGGACCACUCCAUGACCUGUUGCUGAAGCAGCCUGCUGUGUUGGGGUCUUUGCAGAUGACGAGCGGUCUACUCAGUGUUGCAGUCGGAGUUGUGUUUGCUGCCACUCGGGAUGCGAGCCAGUCCCUUUUAACCACGUUCAGAGUCGCGCCCUUCACUGGACUACUAUUCUUCAUCGCUGGGUUGUUAUCCAACCUGUUGUUCAAAUUCCCCAGACUAUUACCUGUCUGCCUGUGUGUCAACAUUGGCAGCAUGGUCGUAGCAGUAGUUGGAGGACUGUUGAUAUGCGUUGACGUGGGCAUGGACAUGUCUACCUGGAAUCCCAAUGUUCAACAUCAUAUAAAGCUGGAGCUGCUGAUGCUCUGUGUGUUGGUCAUGGAGGUGACCCUCUCUGCUGUCCUCUCCUUCUGGAUCCGGGAGGCGAAACGCAGCCAUUCACUGUGAACUGUUCUCUGUCUGACAGCUAUUCAUGGACGACCACAUCCAAAUAUAUUGACGUUUAAAAAAUGAAAUGAUAGUGAGCAAGGAAGACAAUGGGGGAAGAUAUGCUGUGUCAAAGGGCCGCGCCGCAGUAAAGGGACUUAUAAUGUCGUCUCUACUUGACUGUAAAUGAACUAACAUCUGGAUUUCCAGGAUAGAGAUUAUUCUAAAACUGUUUAGCUUUGACCAUCAGUAUGUGCCUCAAUGUAUGAGAAAGUACAGCAGCCUCAGAUAUCUUUACCCACUAUCCAGUCUAUGUAGGCCAGUGGUGAGUCCUCAUCAAGGGGCUUGACUCACCGCCCCUACACCUAUCUGUGGGUUUUAGAGUACUGUCUCAACCUCGGUGAUUGCC